GCAGCUGUCAGUGUGUCAGUGUGGGCUGCUCGGUUAAAGGUGGAGUCUCCCGGCGGGGCGGUGCUUCUCAGCAGUAAAGUAGACAGAAGGGCUCCGGUGCGUCAAUAUCUCUCAUCUGCCUCGUGGAGUCGACGUUAAAGGACAAAUAUAAACAUUCAUAUUGAACCCAAAUUGUUUUUUUUUUAACCUGUUUGGAGGUGAAGGUGUGCACAGGUGAGGCUGAGCUCACCUGGAGGAGACUUUAACUUCAACAGCAGCGACGGUGAGUUCAGAGUUUCAGAUGCAGCGUAAACCAGACACACAUGGAUGUCAGGAGGAGGAGGCCCAAUGAUGCUGCCAACCUCGAUCUACUCGGCUUCAGCACCCAAUAGUUUCAGUCACGUCAGCCAGCUGAGCAGGUACCUCAGCAGCCACCACAACACGCCUGAAGAGGACGAUGAGACCAUGAGCACUCAGGAGCAAGAAGCCAACGUCGUCCACAAGCCAGACGCCACCCCCGACCCCGACGUCCACCUCCACCGCCCUCCUCCAGAGCACGCCGCCUUCGCCGAUGACUCCCUGUUCAGCAGGCCGAGGCCGGUCAGCGAGCAGGAACACAAACACAACCACGCCCUGCCUCCUCCUGGCUCCAGCUACUGCUCCUACCAGCCCCCCCGCAGCCUACCUGCCGGCUACAGCCAGCCCACGCCGUUCCCCAGUCAGGCCGACGGCGCCUGGCUCCACCCGAGCUUCGCCAGCAGCUGGUCAGGGUAUCCCAACAGCCUGCCGUCGUCACUGAGCCAGAAAGAUUACUCCAGCUGCUCCGGGGAGAGCUGCCUGUCGGGGUACAAGUUUGUGUCCCUGCCCGGCCGCCACAGCCCCAGCAUCAGCAGCUUAGAGCAGCCGCUCUCGCUGUGCUCCAACCCGCCGUCGGGCAGCUUGUGCCACCAUACAUUGUCUCCGUACACGUGCUCGCCACAGGGAGCGGCCUGCUGCGCCCAGCGCCCUGCAGACGCCUUCAACAGGGGGCCUGUGGCCAACAAACCGCCGUGGCCACCGUACCACCCGGCCUACGACCCGUACUAUCCCGGCGCCUGCAGACUUCCUGGAGCCGGAUACACACCAAUCGGCCACAAUGCUCCGGCUAAAGAGAAGCAUCCUCCUCACAGCACGCCGCUCUCUCUGGAGCAGAGGAGGGUGUUUGUGACGUACGAAGCGGACAACGACAAGCACGUCAACGAGAUCAUCAAGUUUGUCGCUCUGCUGCGACACAACGGCUUUGAUACGCACAUCGAUAUAUUUGAGCAGCAGUUCAGGAGUAUAAGCAAGAUAGACUUCAUGGAGCGAUACCUCAGUGAGAAAGAGUACCUGAUCAUCAUCAUCAUCAGUCCCAAGUACUACGAGACGGUGACGGCCUCGCCGGUCGGCCUGGUGAACGACGAGAGGACCUUCAACACCGUCUACAUACACAAACAGCUGCAGAAUGAGUUCAUCCAGAACGGAAGCAAGAAUUUCAGGUUCAUUCCCAUCGUGUUCCCCGGGGCUAAAAAGUGUCACGUCCCAAACUGGCUCCAGAACACGCACGUCUACGAAUGGCCGCUCCAUCGCGACGACAUCCUGCGGCGGCUGAUGAGGGUGGAGAAGUACAACCCGCCUCCUAUCGGAGCGCUCCCGACCAUCGUUUCCAUCCCCAUAUAGAGACGUCGGACCCGAGGACGCAGGACUGGACUCUUUGGAUUAAACGUUUGCGGAGGACUGCUGGCGGUUGUGGAGGUGAACGGGGAUGUGCACGAUGUGGUGGUGAUUUAGGGUGCCGUGUGGACGUUUCUCCUGGAUUAUACUGUAUGUUGAAUGAUUAGAGCCUUUUAAAUGCCACGUCAGUUUUAAGUGUUGAUGUGACCUGGAGGCUCUCAGUUUUAAUCUCUGAUGUUUACUGGUGCUUUUACAGCCGGACAGGUACAAUGUUUACUUCUUUAAUUUAAAAAGUCUUGAUUCAUAGAAUUUGAACACGUGUUUGAUGAUUAAACAGCCGACAGAUGUGAUGAAUAGUUUAGUGACAUAUGUUUGAGCUUCCAUUUAUGAGAAGUCAACACGCCGCCUCGGCCAGAUUAUCUUUCUUAUUACAGCGUCUAUCUAGAGCAAACAGCCGCCCGCCUGGAGGUGGUGUUGUGAAGAGUCAAAGUGACGGAUGAUGCAUAAAGAGGAUCAUAAUUUACUUUCAUUUGUUUUGUGUUUAUGGCAGAUGUUGUUUAAAGUGGAGGCAGAUUUACGCCUCGUUUCCACACAGUUCUGUUUUGCGUCUGUAAUUCUGUCUAGUAUACGGAUUAUUACGCCUCCUGGCGCGAGGAAGUGCUUCUCUUUACGGAUGGAUAGAAACGUCACCGCGGAUACGGGAGAGAGGUUAACUUUGUCUACUUUUCGCACAGACUGUAUAAAAGCAGUAGAAGUCGUCACCGUGACGUCACCCGGACUACGGUUCUGAAGCCUCGAGCUCGUCAUCUUAGUCGUCUCCAAUUGUUUUUCUGUCCGUUGCCAUCUUGACUUUUGUCCGUCGCCAUCUUGACUUUUGUCCGUCACCAUCUUGGUUUUUGUCCGUCGCCAUUUUGGUUUUUGUCCGUCGCCAUCUUGGUUUCUGUUCGUCGCCAUCUUGGUUUCUGUC
This is a messenger RNA of Sebastes umbrosus (honeycomb rockfish), 2638 nucleotides long. RefSeq names its product TRAF3 interacting protein 2-like (gene traf3ip2l). Gene Ontology annotation, biological process: positive regulation of canonical NF-kappaB signal transduction; humoral immune response. The record is from RefSeq and is a predicted model, not a curated record. The transcript is spliced from 10 exons. Bases 307 to 1677 code for a protein of 456 amino acids. Lineage: Eukaryota; Metazoa; Chordata; Actinopteri; Perciformes; Sebastidae.